GCUCUUAAACAAGACACAACUCUUACUAUUCUACGCGCUACAACAAUCUAUAAGGUGUUAGAAAGAAUGCUAAGACAACAACGUGCUAGAACGCUCUUAAGACGCGAUUGUAAGGUCAACUUAAUAAAGCUGACAAGCACUGAAGAGGAGGUAAUUAUGCAGCAUAUUCUGAAGCUGGACGAGCGAGGAUACCUACCCCAGCUUACUAAUGUAGAGGAUAUGGCCAACUCUCUACUC
Molecule: messenger RNA, 237 nt
Organism: Didymella exigua CBS 183.55
Lineage: Eukaryota; Fungi; Ascomycota; Dothideomycetes; Pleosporales; Didymellaceae
Exons: 1
Source: RefSeq, a predicted model, not a curated record